GGGAGAGAGCGGCGGGGCCGCCCCGGGCGCCAUGGCAACGGACGGCGCGUCACGUGGGCGCCGCCGCUUCCGCUUGCCCUCUCACCCCAAAAUGGCGGCGCCCGUGGGACCGGUGAAGUUUUGGAAGCCUGGCACGGAAGGUCCUGGUGUCAGUGUCUCGGAGGAGAGACAGAGUCCUGCUGAGAGUAGUGGCAUAAGCAUAAUCUAUAAUCCUUAUGCUUCCCUUUCUAUUGAACAACAAAGACAAAAGCUGCCCGUUUUUAAGCUAAGAAAUCACAUACUUUAUCUAGUGGAGAACUAUCAAACUCUGGUGAUUGUUGGGGAAACAGGUUGUGGGAAAUCAACGCAGAUUCCACAAUACCUAGCAGAAGCUGGCUGGACAGCCGAAGGAAGAGUUGUUGGAGUGACGCAGCCUCGUCGGGUUGCUGCUGUUUCAGUCGCCGGCCGAGUUGCUGAUGAAAGAGGUGCAGUGUUGGGUCAUGAAGUUGGAUAUUGUAUUCGGUUUGAUGACUGCACGGAUCCGCAGGCCACAAGAAUUAAGUUUCUAACUGAUGGUAUGCUCGUGAGGGAGAUGAUGGCUGAUCCUUUAUUAACGAGAUACAGUGUCCUCAUGCUGGAUGAAGCCCAUGAAAGGACUCUUUAUACAGAUAUUGCCAUUGGCUUACUAAAAAAGGUUCAAAAGAAGCGUGGGGAUCUUCGACUGAUUGUGGCUUCAGCCACCCUGGAUGCAGAGAAAUUCAGGGAUUUCUUUAAUCAAAAUGAGACCGGUGACCCCAGCAAAGAUACCAGUGUGAUCCUUACUGUCGAGGGGAGAACGUUUCCAGUGGACAUCUUUUACAUACAGAGUCCUGUUCCAGACUAUGUAAAAUCAACUGUGGAGACUGCAAUGAAGAUUCACCAGAUGGAGAACGAUGGUGAUAUACUAGCAUUUUUAACUGGCCAGGAGGAAGUGGAGACCGUUGUUUCUAUGCUCAUAGAACAGGCUCGGGCCCUUUCUCGCACUGGAAUGAAAAAACACCUCCGUGUUCUCCCCAUGUAUGCCGGGCUGCCUUCUCCUGAGCAAAUGAAAGUGUUUGAGAGAGUUUCUCACAGUGUCAGGAAGGUGAUAGUAGCCACCAACAUUGCUGAGACCUCCAUCACAGUUCACGGAAUUGCAUUUGUAAUUGAUUGUGGUUUUGUGAAGCUUCGGGCCUAUAACCCCAAACCAGCCAUCGAAUGCCUUGUGGUGGUACCGGUAUCUAAAGCUUCGGCUAAUCAGAGGGCAGGACGUGCCGGCCGGAACCGCUCUGGGAAAUGUUACAGACUUUAUACGGAGGAGGACUUCGAGAAGCUGCCGCAGUCCACAGUUCCCGAGAUGCAGCGCAGUAACCUGGCACCCGUCGUCUUGCAGCUGAAGGCUUUGGGAAUUGACAACGUGCUCAGGUUCCCCUUUCUCUCACCACCUCCUGCACAGUCAAUGGUGCAAGCUUUAGAACUGCUGUAUGCUUUAGGAGGUUUGGAUAUGCACUGCCGUUUAACAGAGCCUCUUGGAAUGAGAAUAGCAGAGUUUCCUUUGAAUCCUAUGUUUGCAAAGAUGCUUCUGGAAUCAGGAAAUUUCGGCUGCUCCCAGGAGAUUUUGACAAUAGCUGCCAUGAUGCAGAUUCAAAACAUCUUUGUGAUCCCUCCAAAUCAAAAAGCUCAGGCUGCCAGGCAACACAGAAAGUUUGCUGUGGAAGAAGGUGAUCAUCUCACUAUGCUUAAUGUUUAUGAAGCCUUCGUCAAACACAGCAAGAGCUCUCAGUGGUGUCAGGAACACUUUCUGAACUACAAAGGGCUUGUUAGAGCUUCUGUUGUAAGAGAGCAGCUGAAAAAGCUUCUCGUCCGCUUUAAAGUGCCAAAGAAGUCCAGUGAAGGUGAUCCAGAUCCCGUUUUGAGAUGCAUAGUUUCUGGCUUCUUUGCUAAUGCAGCUAAAUUCCACUCUACUGGAGCUUACAGGACUAUCCGUGAUGACCAUGAACUUCAUAUCCACCCCACUUCAGUGCUGUAUGCAGAGAAACCUCCCCGCUGGGUAGUCUACAAUGAAGUCAUACAGACUGCUAAGUAUUACAUGAGAGAUGUGACUGCUGUUGAAUCUGCAUGGCUCUUGGAACUGGCUCCUCAUUUUUACCAGCAAGGAACGGUACGGAAUCGGCAUAAAGCCCAAACGCAUCUUUCCUUGAAAGCAAAAAGGGUUAAAGUAGAUGACCACUGAUUUGACAUGACUUAAGUCUUGUGACACCAGAUGCAGAACCUACCAGUGAUUUCAAGCUGGCUACAGUCCAUUCAGCAGUCAGUUCAUUAGCAAUUUGUUCUUACAUCAACUUAAAUGUUUAAAUGCCUGCCAGGAUCUGUAGGGGUUUAUGCAUGACCAGUACAUUGUAAACCUAUGUAGAGCUUGUAUUGUGGACAUUUUAUUCUUUGCCUACUUGACCACUGUUCAUCUGGGCAUGUUGCUCCUUUUAAAUAGGUAGAAAAACAAUUUAAAAAAUAAGAGGACAUACAGGACCACAAAACCCUGAAACCUUCAAGAAGGAAAGUGAUUUCCUGGAGUGGUACGGCUGCCUUAUGAGAGUGGGGAAUAGGGUACCCUGCCUCCUAUCACCUAGAGCACUGUGACUACUACCGGCCAAACUGCGACUGACUCCUGGCAGCAGGAGCUCAGGGCAAUGAACUAGCCCUUGAAACGCAAGGGGCUGCCAUGGAAACAUUGAUUUCACGUUGGACCAUCCUGAACUGGUGCAGCUUGUGCUCCCAAGCAGUAAAAGUCUCUUGCCUGAGGCUGAGCUGCCCCAGGCUCCGCGUGCUGUAACAGUCCUUCUGUAGGUAGCUUUGUAUUAAAGUGUCUUGUUUCCCUACGUGAGAGUUGCUGUUUGGGGAGGGGGAGGAAGAGUAGCUCAGUGUUUUUAAGAAGGACUAUUUUGCUCAAUUGGGGGACUAUACACCUGUGUUCACAAACAGUCAAAUUCACAGAUGGGGCUUUUCUUUUCUUUUCCCCCCCCUAACAAAAGAAAAGAUGUUAGCCUCUCACUACUUGGAAAUACCAGAAAAUUUCAGCAGGGGUGUAUCAUGGAACACUGUCAUUUAGUCUCUGUCAUUCAGCAAAGGUGAAAAUGUUCUGUACUUUCCUAUAAGGAAUGCAUUCCUAUAUUUAUUUUUUUUAUUAAGAAUCUGUUCUUUGCUGCUUGGGACUCUUCUUCGUGUGCUACUGUAAGAGAAGGAUGCUCUGAACAGUUGCUGCUUUAAUUGGGACUCCAUGGCUACUUUUCAGUAAGGAACUGUACCCUUUUGUGUUUUCACAAGAUAGCUGGAUACAUGUAUUUAUUUUUUCCAACUCUAUUGAUAUUUAUUUUAGAAACACAUUGUUUGAAACUUUUAUUUUUGUAAGGCAACUGAUUUGAUGAAGGUGGUUUUGGCAUAUUAUAACUAUAAUUUUAUUUUCCUUAAAAAAAAAAGAUGUGUAAAUAGGCAAAAAUUUCUACAUAGAACAAAUGCCUUCCUCGUCACAGGACUGCCUUGAAAACUUUCUUGAGAGCUUCUUUACUUUCUCCCUUCCAAACACCUGCAGAGAGAACAUGUUCUGUCAUGUGCAGCAUGUGGGCUGUUCAGUGUCUACGUACUGACUGCCAGCACAAAAAGCUGUACCAGUCUCCAUGUAUGGCAUCAGCAGCAUGACAAACCGUGUCACCUUCCUUGUCGUUUUCCCUGUGAACCUCACCGUGCUACUGCUCUCUCUCUUAGAAUGGAAGCUCUCUGGGGCAGGGACUGUCUCCUAGCCAGAGCUGAGAGCAUUGUUGGCACUUACUAAAAAAGAUUCAAUUUGCAAUUUUAUUAUUUUUUUUUUUCUUAAAGGAUUGGAGAAAGAGCUGAAUAUGAAGACUUGUAAAAUGUCUGUGUCUCUCUGUCCUCUGGAAGUAUUCUUAAGAAAAAUAAAACCAUUGAGUCAAGGAACCUUGAGAAUGC
Grus americana (Whooping crane) is the source of this 3978-nucleotide messenger RNA. RefSeq names its product DEAH-box helicase 35 (gene DHX35). The transcript is spliced from 22 exons. Gene Ontology annotation, molecular function: RNA binding. Lineage: Eukaryota; Metazoa; Chordata; Aves; Gruiformes; Gruidae. Bases 32 to 2230 code for a protein of 732 amino acids. The record is from RefSeq and is a predicted model, not a curated record. Gene Ontology annotation, cellular component: catalytic step 2 spliceosome; intracellular anatomical structure.